UCCCAGGCGUCUCUGAACACGUCACCGAACUUUUUCGAAGGGGCUGUUGAGGUGAAGAAAAGUGGUUUAUUAGUGUGGGGCGUUUAAUAUGUCGCAGGUUAUCGCGUGAGAAGCGGAUUAUAUAGCUAUCUGGACAUGCUCCAAAAGACUUUACGGAAGUUUUCCAGCUUUGACAACUUUGCUGAGCUGGGUGUUUGACUGCUCUGAUUUCUGUACCUGGACUCGUUCAAAGCGAACCAUGUCGCAGCCGGAGCAGAAAGAGCCCACCCUGAGCUCGGAUGCACCUAAACCCGCUCCGGUGAACCCCAGAGCGGUCUGUAGCGUGUGUAAACGCCUUUACCGGGACCCUAAAAUCCUCCCCUGCCUUCACACGUUCUGCUCCGACUGCAUCGGCCAGCUGGAGGCGUUCUCGGUGUCUUCUCGUGGGAACGGGAGUUGCGGAGAGGCGGUGAAGACAAGCCGACAAAGCGUCACAACAACGGUACUGUGUCCCGAGUGUGACUCCGAAGUGGACCUCCCUCAGCAGGGUCCGGCCGGACUGAGUACAGACCACCUGGCGCUGGACGAAGUGUUCCUGGAGACCCUGGUGACCAACGGCCCGCUGGGAUGCGACCUGUGCGGGGAAGGAGGCGCUGAGAGCCGCUGUGAGGUCUGCUCGGUCAACCUUUGCGAGUUCUGCUGCCAAGCUCACAGACGUCAGAAGCGAACAGCGUCUCACUCUGUUCAGGCGGUGGAGGACCUGAAGGCUCGUGGACGUCUUGGUCGUCCCAUCCUCUGCUCUCUUCACCCCGGCCAGGAGCUCAGGCUCUUCUGUCAGCUCUGCGACCUACCCGUAUGUCUGGACUGCGCUUCCACGCUGCACAGAGACCACCACUGCUGUCCUACGCACGACGUCAUCGACCAUCACGGUGACCGUAUUCGAGAUCUGGUCAGCACGCGUCUACGACCCCGACUGGAGCAGAUGGAGGAAGUUCUACAGAAGGUGGAAACUUCCCAGGAGAAUUUGAAGGUACGGGUCGAGGCAACAGCCAGUGAGAUCAGAGCCUUUGCUCGAGGCUACGCCAGCGCUGUGGAGGCCCAUUGUCUGUCUCUGCUGCGGCGCCUAGAGGAGCUUCAGGUCCAGCGCAGAAACGUCCUCCACCUGCAGAGCGUGCAGCUGCAGCAGGGCCUGCUGGAUGUCCGAGGCAGUGUGGCGUUUGCCGAGCGCCUCCUGAGCUGUGGGUCUGACGCCGAGAUCCUCAGCGCUAAAGGAGUGACUCUAAGACGACUCGCCAGCCUGGCAGAGAGAGGCUAUAACCCUUGUCCAGCGGCGGUCGCCCCAGACGAUAGCAGCAGCAUUUGCUUCCUGCCCAGAGAGCCAGCCGGAGAGGUGGAGGGCUACCCAGUGGUGGGUGUGAUUAACUGGAGGACGCUGGAUGUCAGCAGGUGCACCAUUGAAGGAGAAGGUCUGCGGCGGGGCAGCGAGGGCCAGCCGGGCCGUUUUAGCCUGGUGUGUCGAGACUCAGCCGGGGAGCAGAUGGCUCGAGGAGGAGAGCAGGUCCUCGUCAGCAUCGUCCACAAAGAGAAGAAGAACUGCGCUGUGGAGACGGUGGUGGUGGACAACGCUGAUGGAACGUACAGCGUUUCAUACAAGCCUGAGGAACCAGGACCUUACUCUGUGUGGGUUUGUGUCAAAGCCCAGCAUGUGAAGGUACUAAGGGCUGCACCCAAACAAAGGAUACAGGUAGACAGGUGCUGGACUCACCUGGAGCUCACAGCUCCCCUCUCCUCCCUGCGGGGUUCUCCGUUCCUGCUGAAUGUGAAGAAGAAGUUCAGACACCACGGUGGGACGUUCCACUGCUGCUCCUUCUGCUCCAGUGGAGGAGCCAAAGAGGCAAUCUGUGGCUGCGCAGGAACGAUGUCAGGAGGGUUUAAAGGCUGUGGUCACGGUCAUAAGGGACAUCCCGGGAAGCCCCACUGGUCCUGCUGCGGCAGCACCACUGAGAAGUCUGAGUGUUUACCUCCGAGCGUGUUGGCUGCUGUCUCUCCUCGUGGACAUCUGCGCACCGUGGAGCUGUGAGGGACCCAGAGAUGAGAACACAGAUCCAUCUAUAUUCUUGUCGUUGUUAUAAACAACAUUACAAUGGAACAAAUGCAGAGCUCUCAGUCAAAAACGGUCUGUUCUCUGGUGUUCACAUGUCUGUGGACAAUUAUUUCACCUAAAUGAAAAUGUGAAAUCAUUCUUUACUUGUUUCCAUCAUAUAGAGGAUUUUUUAAUAAAUGACAUCUAAAAAAAAAACACUAUUAAAUACAGCCAUGAUGUGUUGAGCUCCACUGUAUCCCCUCUGUGGGCAGAUCAUGGCUCAGAAGAACAACACAUCUCCUGGUAGACCAUGCUGACUAACACUAACCCAGCUGAAUGUUGCCGACCACAGUCUCCUCCAGUAACUGUAACAGCCCAAACCACUACACCACCUCCACCUUGGGUCUAAUCCUAACCCUGGCUCUAACGAGGUUACCCUAACCCAAACCACUACACCACCUCCACCUUGGGUCUAAUCCUAACCCUGGCCCUAACAGGGUUACCCUAACCGAAACCACUACAACACCUCCACCUUGCUUUGUUGUGGCUCUAAUCCUAAAGGUUGGUUUAUGCUUGACGCGUCCGUGAGGUCCGCACGGCUCCGCGCGGAAAAGUUGCGUCAUUUUAACAACCACGCCCCUCCACCGCACCUCCGCACGGCCCAAAAUUUCCGCAGCGCGCACCUAGGAAAUUUUCUAACCACGCGGACGGUCGGACGCGGAAAAGCAUGGCGGACCGGCAAGAACUAGUAUGGCAGAGGUUCAUAAAUACAGACAUUUGUGUGAUUCAGCUCUCAGAGAUCACCGCGAUCAACAUGUUGUUAAUAAUUCUUGGAGAGAAAUAGCUCGCACUGUCAGAAAAGACAAGGACCCUGUUAAAAAUGCUGGAAUGCCAUGUUGUAAACAACAGUAAUUUUUACUUCUACUAUGGUGUAGUGUUGGAUGCAUGUCGUAGAGCUCCAUGCUGCCCCCUACAGUUUGGGAGAAUAUCGGCUCACCGCAGAGACAAGCCGCUUGAACCAUAAACGCUGCAAGUUGUGAAGCGCGUUCCAUCCGCGAGCCGCAUCACCAAGCGGAAAGUAAAUGCGUCAACCAUAAACCAAGCUUAACCCUGGCUCAAACAGGGUUACCCUAACCCAAACCACUACACCACCUCCACCUUGCUAGUGUCUUGCCUCUAACAGGGUUUCUACACCAAAGAGGUUCCUGUGCUUGUCCUUAAAAAAUAGUCUUGUGACCCAUAAUAUCUGUCAGACAGAUUAGACAUACACGACUAUUGUAAGAAAACCACCCAUUUGUAGCUUUUCCCUCCCCCGCCCCCAAAUUCCAGGAUUUUAGGUAAGAACAUAUACAAUUCUUGAAAGCAGAAAAACUGAAUUUAUUGGAGGAAAGAAGCUCUGAGUGUCUCUAAAUGAGCUGCUGAUCUGAGUAAAAGUGAAACCAACUCAGAGAUUUUAGACUUGGAGCUCAUGUUUUCCUCAGCUGUUCUCUUGGAACCAGCAGAUGGUGCUGGGAGAACAGCCAGAGCUCUUGGUAAUGGGAACACGAAGAACUGGUUCACUACUGGAACUGGAAAAAGUGGACCAUCCAUCCAUUCCCAGUUGCUUAACCUUUUUUUCCUUUCAGGUUUUUAUGCCAUUAAUUUGUGUUUUUUCAAGUAGUGCAGAAUCACAAAGGUGGAUCUGCACCAGAGUCAGCCCCGCCCAUUCACGCAAACUCAGCCCAGCCCACUGACUUCUUCUGUUUGUUUUUUUUUUUUGUUUGUUUUGUUUUUUUACUUUAUUGCAAACUAACCUGACCUACAUGAACUACGGCUGUUACUAGUUUACAGUUGUUAAUACUAAAUUCCAAUUAAGCAAGAUAAGUAUAAUUUGCUACAUGAAAUGAAAGGUUCUUUUCAGCAAAUUUCUGCCCACGGCCGCUCCGACAAAAUGCGCCUAAACCAGGGUUUUAGGCUAACCGAUUAUUGUAUGAGCUCUGGUAGUCCAGUGGUGUAACGGUCUGACUUAUGCUUCGUUUUGCCCUCUGCUGACGCUGGUUUGACUCUCACUGGGGUCGGCAGUAAUGUAUUUAGCCAACUGAAACAGAUUUAAUUUAUUAAUAUUUUAGUUUUAUUGAUUAUUUUCUACAAAAUAUUUUAUGUCUCUAAAAAGGUAUUUGAAUUUGGUUGUUUCUAAGCAGCAUUUUAGUUUAAACUCUGGACCCACACUGGCUAAAUAAACAAAGAAGGUAAAAACAAACUGAUUAGUUGUUAUAUUUUAAACCGUUUACCAAUAAAGGGUUGAAAACACAAUAUUGGCAAGAGUAGCUAGGAAAAAAAAAGUUGAUGCCACGACCGGGAGGAGAACCUGCACAAAACUACACACCAGUCUGACACCAUAGUCACCCCACCACUACAUCUGUUACAGUAUGGUUGGUGCCACGUAUCCUAUCUAGUGUGUCUUUGUAGACGGAUGGAUGGUUUUUCUGGCGGUGUCCCAGUAGAAGUCAUUUCAGAAGUCAUUUUUCAGAAAAUCCACAGAAUAUCCAGAUCUGAGAACCAAGACCAGACCUGCUUCAGGGGGAGAAGAAAUGCACAGUAGUGGCUUACUUUCUUCCAUUUGCAGGAAAAAUCUUUACAUUCAAUUCAGUUCAGAAAUACUUUAUUAAUCCCAGAGGGAAAUUGAUUGCUGUAGUAGCUCUGAAUAAUAAUAAUAAUCAAGUCAUCCAAGAGUUAUUGUAUAUUACAAUGGCUGUUGGCAGGAAGGAUCUCCAGUAGCGGUCAGUGUUGCAGCCAAACUGAAGAAGCCUCUGACUGAAGGCACUCUUCCGUUGUCGGACAGUCUUGUGAAGAGAAUGCUCAGGCUGAUUUAAAUCAGAAUAAAAUACAAACUUUAGGCUUCAGUUAAGCUGCGUGUUUGCGUGUAUCUGAUGUCGGCAACAGCCGGGAAACGUUUGUGUUUUCUGAAAAUAAAAUGUUGCUUUUAUGUGAGAUCAGCUGAUGCUGUUUUAACCUCCAACCCUCUCCAAAGCUGCUCUGACUUCUCCAGAGGUUUUGACCCACCCACCCACUCCUUGUUGCAACAUGAAAAAUAAAGUUUUCACUCUCA
Messenger RNA from Nothobranchius furzeri (turquoise killifish), 5150 nucleotides. RefSeq names its product E3 ubiquitin-protein ligase TRIM45-like. NCBI's taxonomy places the organism in Eukaryota, Metazoa, Chordata, Actinopteri, Cyprinodontiformes, Nothobranchiidae. Gene Ontology annotation, molecular function: ubiquitin protein ligase activity; protein binding; zinc ion binding. Gene Ontology annotation, cellular component: nucleoplasm. The record is from RefSeq and is a predicted model, not a curated record.